Messenger RNA from Chrysemys picta bellii (western painted turtle), 863 nucleotides. RefSeq names its product SIVA1 apoptosis inducing factor (gene SIVA1). NCBI's taxonomy places the organism in Eukaryota, Metazoa, Chordata, Testudines, Emydidae. The record is from RefSeq and is a predicted model, not a curated record. Gene Ontology annotation, biological process: extrinsic apoptotic signaling pathway. Gene Ontology annotation, molecular function: CD27 receptor binding.
GUGACGUCGGCGGUCAGGGCAGGGUUCGGGCGAUCGCGGCUUCAGGCUCGCUCGGCCUCAGACAGGUUCCUCCGCAGCGCGUCCCUGCGGGGUGUCGGAGCGCGGCGGCGCCCGCGGUGUCCCUCCGCCGCCGGGCCGGGAUGCCGAAGCGCUCCUGCCCCUUCGGGGACACGGCCCCGCUGCAGCUGAAAACCCGCGUGGGGCUGCGGGAGCUGAGUCGGGGCGCCCUGGGCGAGAAGUACCGGCGGGAGCUCUUCGAGAAGACCAAGGAGCUCCUCUUCCGAGGUGCCCAGGCCUACAUGGAUAGCAUGUGGAAGGGAAACACAGCAGGGACCUGCACAGUCGCCGACUUUCCAGUGGCACUUAAAGAUGCACAGGAAACUUGUGCAAGGGACAGUUGGAACGGACAAAUGCUCAUUGGGCAAGAUGGAAAACUACUGAGGCAUUCCCAAGCAAUGGAGAAGACUCCGCCAGCGGGAGUUUCCAAAGCUUGUUCCUCCUGCAUAAGAACUGUUGACAUCAAAGAAGCUUGCACACAGUGUGAUCGUUUCGUAUGCCAGAGUUGCAGCAAACUCUGCAAGUGCUGUAAUGCUGUUGCCUGUUCCUUGUGUUCGAUUAUUGAUUACAGUGAUACUGGCGAGCAAGUUCUCUGCAAUGGCUGCUCAAUGUUUGAAGCCUGAAACUCUUAAUGAACUAUCAAUACAUCUUUAUGGCUAAGAUAUCAAGUGCCAUGAAGAACAUGUUUAUAUCUGGAUAUCUGACCCUUCUAGUGUGUGGAAUUAACAAUGGGAUUUCUAUGCAUUUUUAUGUGAUAUUAUUUUAAUACUGUAGCUAAAUAAACUUUUGUAUAUGUUUCGAAGAGA